UCUGUUUUACCCUAUGGCCAUUCUUGAUUUUACAAACUGAGAGGAAGACAUCUACGAUCCUGAUCAUCAGCAUGUUUGUGGAAACUACAUAAUUUACAAAAGUGCUGCAUUUCCAAAGAAGCAAAAUGAGUAACAACACAUCAAAUGACGUAACAGCAUUGUGUCAGACCUUACAGCAGUCAACAGUUAGAAAAUACAAUACGCCCUUCAUUUCUGACUUAUUGCAAAUUGUAUUUGUGGCAGUUACUUCUAUAUUUGCAACAUCAGUAAACUCGGUGGUGCUGAUUGCGUUGCUCAAAAGAUCUGUUUUAAAGACUGCAACGAAUUUGAUAUUGAUAAGCAUGGCAAUUAGUGACUUACUUGUUGGAGUACUAGUCGAACCUUUGGUAGCUGCCCAUCGAUCAUACGAUCUGCAGAAGAAAGAAUCAUGUAUGGUAAAAAACAUUUCUUCCUACCUUGGCAUACUGUGCGUUGGAGCUUCUUUCUUUAACAUAUGCAUGUUCGCCAUCGACCGUUGCUUUGCAACGAUUAUGCCAUACCGCUACAUGGAAUGUAACCUUCACACUAAAUACCUUUUCUCUAUACUUUCUUCCUGGCUUUCCUUGGCGUUGCUUUCUCUUUUAACCUAUCUUGAGGUGAUAGCGAAAAAUGUUCUGUUUGCAAUAAUGGCAAUGCUUCAUGUUUUCUCUGUGCUUCUGACACUGGUGUCUUAUGUUGUUAUAUACCAUGCAGUUAUGGUGCAGCGUAAAAGGGAGAAACAAGUCUUGCCCAGUAACACAUUUAGAGAUCAACCAAUCAAAUCACAGAAUUUAGAGAGCAAAGUUGGUGAAAGCAGCAGCAUGUCCCUAAAAGCAGCAAAAGUCUCAACAAAUCACAUGUCAACACGAGAAAUGGCUCUAAAGAUUACUGAUGUUGCCAGGGAAUCGAUUGCAGAGAGACAGAGAAUGAAACGAACGGGCGCUAUCAACCAACUCAAGAGAUCUUAUGCCGUGAUAACAAUCUUUAGUGCUUACAUAAUUUGCUAUUUCCCGUUGAAUUUCUUAAACUUGAUGACAAGGUUCGUGUCUUUCGAUGAAAGCACUCGAAUCGUCACAUACGGUUGGCUGAAUUUUCUCGUUCUCUUGAACAGCUCCUUGAAUCCUGUGAUCUACUGCAUCAGAGUAACAUCAAUUCGCAACGAAGUGAAGAAAGUGCUCCAAAGCAUUAUCUCGUGGCGACCACUUCAAUAAAAAUUAUCAAGAAACAUUUUGUUGACGAAAAGUUCAUAACCUUUUAAUGCUUUGAAAUCUAAAAAGAUUUUGCUUUUAAGGGCAUUACGGCUUUGAAACUGUUAAAUGAACAAUAACCAUUAAAUAUCUAAUUUAUAAAUUAAUGAAAAAACAUAGAUUUAUUGAAGUUAAAUUUAACUCUGUCUUGCAAAGCCCUUUAGUGCCGUGACGUGGGAAUAAGGUACAUAGUAGUAUUUAAAUAAAUAAGCACUUUGAGAGUGAUUGUUCGUUACUUUAGUUGGGGAAUUGUAGAAAAAAUGACUGGUAAUAGACUGGUAAUAGUAAGGAUUCUUUAACUUUAGUCGUAAGAUUUCAAAACUCUUCAUUUUGUUUAAGAUCUAUAGAUAGUGUAGAUCUCUUUAUUCAGGUGUAUAUUGUAAAUAGUCAAAGGUGUAUCAAAAAUGACAUAACGGUUAUUGAGAGAAUUCGUUAUUGAAAAAUUAUCUGUGUUUGGCAGGACUUAGAUUUACAGUUUUGAACAUCCUUCCUCCUACUGAUUAAUUGACCUUCUAGAAAGUAUCUUGGCCCUGCGUAAACAUGUCCCAUCGAGCAGCAUCCAACGUAUUUGCUCAGUUUUAUGUUGAAUUGUUUUAGCCGAUCCUAUAAUCAGCUCUAUGUUGUUGUGUGCUGCCAGAUGCUUUGCUAAAUUAUGUUUGAUUAGGAAAAAAAUCAGUGGAUGCGCUCAUUAAUUGGAACUGUUGAUAUCGAGCGAUAUUUUUCGAUUUCCCCACCAUAGACGGUGCUACAAGCGAAGACUUUUCUACUUUGCGCAAAUGUCGAAUUAGCUUGGCCACCUGCCAAUGAUUAACACUAAUCGCUUAUGAGCAUCUGCUUUAUCAUUUUGCUGCAUGUUCUUCGGUGAAUCAGUCUGGUUAAUGGUUGAUUCCUUGAAAAUGAAUUUUUAAAAAAAAUUAGUUGAUAGAUUUGAAUUUUUGCUGUUAAGAAUUAUAUCUGAUGCUUAAGCUGAAAACUGCUAGAUGAACAAGACUGCUUGAUGAGUUAUAAAAGGUUAAAAAUCUACACCUUUGUAAAUAAAUAGUUAGUUUAAAAUGAAAAAGGAGGGAAAAGAGAAAAAGGAGGAAAUAGGGAGAAAAGGUGAUGCUACGGUCUCAUGGCUUUAAUCUUCAAUCACUAAUAGGUGCAGAUCGUUAUGAGCAGCAGAUCGCUCUGAUCAUCGAUUUCUUCAUCAUGACUUUUUCCUCAAUUUUGAUGCUAGCAAUAUUUCUCUAAUAUCGAUCCUAAAAAAGGAAACACUAU
Molecule: messenger RNA, 2525 nt
Organism: Rhopilema esculentum
Lineage: Eukaryota; Metazoa; Cnidaria; Scyphozoa; Rhizostomeae; Rhizostomatidae
Product: beta-2 adrenergic receptor-like
Biological process (GO): G protein-coupled receptor signaling pathway
Cellular component (GO): plasma membrane
Molecular function (GO): G protein-coupled receptor activity
Source: RefSeq, a predicted model, not a curated record